This is a messenger RNA of Trifolium pratense (red clover), 568 nucleotides long. Its product is annotated as stress-response A/B barrel domain-containing protein At5g22580-like. The coding region runs from base 36 to 386 and encodes 116 amino acids. The transcript is spliced from 2 exons. NCBI's taxonomy places the organism in Eukaryota, Viridiplantae, Streptophyta, Magnoliopsida, Fabales, Fabaceae. The record is from RefSeq and is a predicted model, not a curated record.
AUUAGGCUCCUAGUAACAAGCUUUACUUCACAAAAAUGGUAGUCAUGGAGGAAUUCAAGCACUUUGUGAUUGUUAAGUUCAAAGAAGAUGUAGUAGUGGAAGAGCUCACAAAAGGGAUGGAAAAAUUGGUCUCAGAGAUUGAUCUUGUCAAAUCCUUUGAAUGGGGACAGGAUGUUGAAAGCCUAGAUGUAUUGAGACAAGGAUUCACUCAUGCUUUCUUGAUGACAUUCAACAAGAAAGAAGACUAUGCUGCAUUUCAGAGCCAUCCAAAUCAUGUUGAAUUUUCUGAAAAAUUUUCAACAGCUAUUGAAAAGAUUGUGCUUCUGGAUUUUCCUUCCACCCUUGUCAAGCCAGUCAAGGAAGCAGAAGCAGAAGCAGCAGCAUAAUCUUGAAGAAUGAAGAUAUUUCUGCAAUAAAAAUUUCAUCUUCAAAGUUGAAAACAUGUUAUUAUGUUAAUUGUGUGUGAAUGUGGUUCCUUUUGCUCUCUGUGUUUGUAGUAUUGUGGCUUUUGAAUGGCUAAAGAAACUAUUUUUGUCUUUUAAUCAAUGGAUGGUUUUGACUUUUGAGA